This is a messenger RNA of Rotaria sp. Silwood2, 1326 nucleotides long. The record is from the annotation of a GenBank genome assembly. NCBI's taxonomy places the organism in Eukaryota, Metazoa, Rotifera, Eurotatoria, Philodinida, Philodinidae.
AUGUCUGUGAUAGAAUUAAUACCAUUAGAUAAAGGUAGUCGAUUUAUUCUUGAUAAUACAAUUGUAACAACAAUUGGUCGUACAGCAAAUAUUGGUUGUUUGGAUAAAAAAAUUUCUCGUAAUCAUGCUGAAUUAUAUGUUAAGCCAGAUGAAACUUUAUGGAUAAAACCUAUUCAUCAUAAUCCAACAUUUUAUAAAACAAAAACAAAUCAAUUAAUUACAUUAACAAAAGAUGAAGAAUUUCAAUUAAAUGAUAAUGAUGAAAUUGGUUUAUUACCAAAUGAAUAUUUUUAUCGUAUUUCAAUUAAAUCAAAAGAUAAACAAGACGAACAAAUUGAUUCAUCAACAAUAUCGAAAUCACCAAUUCAACAACAAGAAGAAGAAGAAUCUUCAUCAAUUCAAGAAAAAGAAUUUUCACCUGUUAGAAAUUAUGAUAAAGAAAGAUCUUCGAACAAUAAUAAUUCAAAUUUAGAACCAGAAGGUGGUAUUAUAUUACAUACAAAUCGUGCAUUACCAGUAUGGAUGUCUAAGAGUUCGAUACCCGAAGAAAAAACUCCUAAAGGACGAGGUAAAGGAAAAUCAACUGUUACGCCUACCAAACCUAGUCCAUCACCAUCCAAAUAUCGAACAUAUAUUGGACGAAAAAAAGCUGAAGGAAUUGUAUAUGACGAUGAUGAAGAAUCAAACGAAGAACCUGCUACUACAACAACGAUUCCUUCAAAAGAUCAAAACAAUCAAAUGUCAUCAACAGUCAAUGGUUCAAAUAAACGAGAACGAUGUCCAUUUGGAAAAUUUUGUUACAGAAAGAAUCCAGCUCAUCGUCAAGAAGCUAUUCAUCCUGGUGAUCCAGAUUGGGAUAAUAAAGAAAAUGAUACCGAUGAUAAAAAACCUGAAUGUCCAUAUGGAAGUGAUUGUUAUAGAAAAAAUCCUGAUCAUUUUAAUGAAUAUAAUCAUACUCAACAACGAUUAUCAAUCAAUAAAACUAAACGACGAAUAUCAAAACGUAAAGGAAGUGAUAAUGAAGAAAAUGAUGAUGAUGGAUUACCAAAUGAAUAUGAUUAUAAUGAUAGUUUUAUUGAUGAUGAAGACCUUAAUGAUAGUGCACGUAUUGAUCGAACAGGAGGUUCUCAAAUGAAUCCUGAUAAUGAUUGGAAACCAAGUAAAAAAACUCGACAUUCCGAUAAUGAUGAAAAUAAUUCAACAGAUGAAGACGAAAUAAAUUUAUUACAACAAGAAGCAGCAGAAUUUGUUGAAGGUUCAUCAAUUAAUCAUCAACGUCCAGCUAAAAAGAAAGCACGUAUAUCUCUACCAGAUGAAAAUGAUUAA